CUUAACAAAGGAAACCAGGGCAAACCAAGGUGCCUCCUGCCUGCAUGGACGCAGGCGUUGAAGGAGCAGCCGGGGUGGGGAUGGGGAUGGGAUGUCCAGCUGGUGGCUCCGCUGGUGCUCCCGCGGGCGGCAGCCCGCUGCCGCCUCGCCCCCUCGCAUCCCUCCGGCGUCUGUCGCCUGCAGGCUUUAAUUGCACACCACUACUGCCGAAAUCAUCGUUUUACGGAAAGAUGGGAAGUGCCUGUGUUUCGGCGCCAGCGCGCUUCGCCGAUUAAUCGCCUUUAUUUUGCAAUUCUCUGCCAAAAACCAAAGAGUGGAGCUGCAAAUACCCAUUAUUUCUGCAUAGAUGAUGAACUUGUGUAUGAGAACUUCUAUGCAGACUUUGGACCACUCAAUCUGGCAAUGGUCUACAGAUACUGCUGCAAGCUAAAUAAGAAAUUAAAGUCAUUUUCAUUGAUAAGGAAGAAAAUAAUCCAUUAUACUGGCUUUGAUCAGAAAAAACAAGCAAAUGCUGCAUUCCUCAUAGGCUCCUACGCAAUAAUAUACCUGAGAGAAUCCCCAGAAGAUGUGUACAGGCUUAUAUUGGCUGGAAGCAUUUCGUAUCUUCCUUUCAGGGAUGCUUCCUUUGGUACUUGCAGUUUUCAUCUGACAUUACUGGACUGUUUUCAUGCAAUAAACAAGGCUUUGCAAUAUGGUUUCCUGGAUUUCAAUACAUUUGAUGUAAAUGAAUAUGAGCAUUAUGAAAGAGCAGAAAAUGGAGAUUUUAACUGGAUAAUACCAAACAAAUUCAUUGCCUUCAGUGGACCUCAUUCAAGAAGUAAAAUUGAAAAUGGCUAUCCCCACCAUGCUCCAGAGGCUUAUUUCCCAUACUUCAGGAAACAUAAGGUCACCACUAUAAUACGCCUCAACAAAAAAUUGUAUGAUGCCAAACGAUUUACAGAUGCUGGAUUUGAGCAUUUUGACCUCUUCUUUGCUGAUGGAAGCACACCUAGUGAUACUAUAGUUAAAACAUUUCUAAAUAUUUGUGAAAAUGCUGAAGGUGUUAUAGCCGUUCAUUGCAAAGCUGGUCUUGGACGAACUGGAACGCUUAUUGCCUGUUACAUUAUGAAGCAUUAUCGGAUGACAGCUGCUGAAACUAUUGCCUGGAUUAGAAUAAAUAGACCUGGUUCAGUGAUUGGACCACAGCAACACUUCCUGAUGGACAAGCAGGCAGAACUUUGGACAGAAGGAGAUAUUUUCCGUGCAAAGUUGAAAGGAAACCGUAAAAUUGCUGUAACAAGAAUUCUGUCAGGAGUAGAUGAUAUUUCAAUUAAUGACACGAGAAACAGGAGAACCAUCCAGAAGGACAUUGAACUGUACAGUGACGAAGAUGAAACAAACUGUGUAACACAAGGUGAUAAGCUUCGUGCUCUGAAAAGUAGAAGGCAGGCAAAAGCUCCAACUGCAUCUCCACUAACCAGCCAAUCCGUCCCAAGGACUAGAACAGUAUUGCGUUAAAUUUCAAAGAAGCAACCAGUGUUGAAGAGCAUAUUCAGGAGUAAAGGGGAUGUGACUAGAGGGGACUUGAUGCAAUUCAAGGAAGAUUACUUUGGCUCCAUUUUUCAUCAAAAGUGAAACAGAAGAAUCUCUUCCGUACUUCUAGAAUAAAAUGAACCGUCAACAUGCUUGGUAGAGACUUUCCUAAUGUGCUAACACUUCCUCAAACAAAACCAAUAAAAUCUGUGUACCUUGAGACUCAGGUGUAAAUACUUAAGCUCUCUAUUAUAAAGAGGGCUUGCUAGUAUGUAUGAUGCAUGUGUAUAAAUUGUGAUGGCAAUCACUUAGCUGCUGACCACCAGAAAUGAAAAGAUGGUGGGAGCUUUUAAAUAUAUAAAUCUGUGUUGUCCAUUCAGACUGGGCUCAAGUC
Messenger RNA from Fulmarus glacialis (Northern fulmar), 1906 nucleotides. It is a transcript of the gene CDC14B, whose product is annotated as cell division cycle 14B. The record is from RefSeq and is a predicted model, not a curated record. Lineage: Eukaryota; Metazoa; Chordata; Aves; Procellariiformes; Procellariidae. The transcript has 13 exons. Gene Ontology annotation, molecular function: protein serine/threonine phosphatase activity; protein tyrosine/serine/threonine phosphatase activity. Gene Ontology annotation, cellular component: nucleolus; centrosome; spindle pole. Gene Ontology annotation, biological process: protein dephosphorylation; positive regulation of cytokinesis; microtubule cytoskeleton organization. The annotation marks the transcript as partial.